Penaeus chinensis is the source of this 794-nucleotide messenger RNA. RefSeq lists its product as uncharacterized. Lineage: Eukaryota; Metazoa; Arthropoda; Malacostraca; Decapoda; Penaeidae. The transcript has 4 exons. The record is from RefSeq and is a predicted model, not a curated record. Bases 87 to 713 code for a protein of 208 amino acids.
UACGCGAGCCCCAUACAUUCUACCCCGUGUGCACGUCGACCCGGAUUUUCGUGGCAUCCUUGUGGUUCUCCUCCGUCAUCCUCACCAUGGCUUAUUCGUCCCACCUGACGGCCUUCCUCACUAUCAGGACGAGGCCGGACGUCCUCAAGACCUUCAAGGAACUAUAUGAAGCCAACAUCGACGUUUCCAGCAUUGGCGAGUUCUUCAACAUCUCUAUGGCGGCCACCGGGAACUAUCAUCUUCAGAGCCUGACUAAACGUUAUUUCAUAUCCAAAAACGUGGACGAGGCUUUGGUGCAAGUGAAGCUCGGGAGAACAGCUAUGAUAGCAGGUCGAAAGUCCUUAGAAUAUCUCAUCAGCACGCAGUUUUCAUCUUCCGGGGAGCCCACCAUGAGAGUGAUGAAGGAGUGCUUCGCCCCUUACAGCGUAGGCGUGACUCUUCAGCGGCACACGCCCCUGAAGAGGAACAUUAACCUGGCCCUCGAGAGGAUGGUCGAGAGCGGCCUCGUCACCCGCUGGUUCUCCGAAGCCCUCUCGCGCCACCGGAGGUCAACUGAAGUGGACACCGACCAAACGGACGCCGACGAAAGAAAUCACGUAACCCCGCUCAACAUACACCACAUGCAAGGCGUUUUCCUCAUCCUGAUCUUCGGUUACGUCGCAUCCACCGUCGUCUUUGUGAUCGAGGUCCUGCGAGAUAAAAAUGCGCCGUGAGAGACCGAAGAGCGACUUGGAUCACUCCGAUUGAGGGAUUUGUCGAUUUAUGUGUUUAUAUGUUUUAUCAAUUUAUUUGUU